ACCAACUACCAACUAUAACAGAUUGAAUUCGUGCUUCUUCCAGUGACCGGCAGCGUGUAUCACCGGUGGAUAUUAGUUAACAUAAAAUGUCGUACACUAAAUUCAAUUUUUCAUUUUAUAUCACAUGCUGUUGCUUAUCUUUGGGUCUCGUAAAUGCAAAUGCUCAGACAUCGUCGAAGAACUUUUUCGCUGAACAACUUACCGAAGAAAAUUGGGAUCGUAUGCUCAUCGGAGAAUGGAUGGUGGAAUUCUAUGCUCCAUGGUGUCCUGCUUGUAAAACAUUGGAACCAAUUUGGGAACAUCUUGCCGCACAAAAGGAAAGUUUAAAUAUCAAUGUAGGAAAAGUUGAUGUGACUGAUUCUCCAGGACUUAGCGGAAGGUUUAUGGUUACAGCUUUGCCAACAAUAUAUCAUGUUAAAAAUGGUAUAUUUAGGCAGUAUAAGAGCCCUAGAGAUAAAGAUUCAUUAAUUGAAUUUGUGUCUGAGAAAACUUGGGAAAAGAUUGAACCAAUUCCUGGCUGGAAAAGUCCAACAUCUAUUCAGAUGUCUGUUAUUGGUCAAUUCUUUCAAAUCUCACAAGUAUUGCGGGGAAUACACAAUAGGUUUAUGGAAGAUUUUGGAUUACCUACAUGGGGAAGUUACUUGAUUAUUGCCAUUGCUACCAUUGUCUCAGGUGCAAUAUUGGGAUUGUUUAUCGUUUGCUUGAUUGAUUUUAUAUAUCCACCGAAACCUGUGAUGCUUCAAAACAAAAAGAAACAAAAAGAUGGAUCAGGUGGAUUUAUGCAAGAGAAAAGUAUACGGGAUGAAGAAAUUGUUGAACAUGUUAAGGAUGAUUUAGUAGAUGAGGAAUCAGAGCAAGAGGGAUCAGAGACAGAAGAAAAAGAAAAAGAUGCAGAUAAAGAUUCCAAAACUGAACCAAGCAGUCCAAAUGUUCGUAAACGUAAGCCACGUAAAGCUGAUACGCGCAUGCGUAAUUUCUGCAAAUCGAAAUCGGAACUGUACGCUUCUAAGCAGAUAUAUGAGAGACGCGUGCUAAAGCUAACCUCUAUAGUUGCAGGCACGACCACGUUUUGCAGCAAAUCAGUAUUUAUAUCAUAUAGAGCAGUAAUGGCUAAAGCAAAUAUGGUUAAAAAUAUAAAAAAACGAUCAGCGAGCGUGUCUGAGAUAACUGAGAAGAAAACAGAAACAUCAGGAUAUCUCAAUAAAGAUUUUAAGAAGAAAAAAACAGAAAACGGAACUGUGCAAAAUGGGCAACCAAAUAAGCAAAUUACUAAGAAUUCACCUAAGAAAUUUAAAAAUGAAAAGAAAAAUAAUGAUUUAGGAAUUGUUCAAAAUCCUAAGAAAAAGGAUACAAAUGAAAUUAGUUUGCAAAAUAGUAAGAAGAAAACAUUAAGUACAGCGGAACUAUUGAAAUUGAGACAAGAAUACCGUAAGAAACGUAAAGAAAAUAGACUAUCGCAAACACAUUUGUUACCAUCUAAUUUAUCUGUUGAAGACAUAAAAAAGAGAAUUGGAUUAAUAGAAAAACGAGAGGAACUCACAAGAAGUGCUAAGAGGAAACUAGCAGCACUUAAAAAAAGGUUACAGGUAGAGGAGGGAGUAGGCAAGGUAGAAAAGGGAAAGAAUGAAAAGACAGAAAUUGUGAAACAAAAACAAAUGCAAAAUGCAAAGUCGAUGCAGGAGAAAGUGGAUGUGAAAUCAAAUAAAGAGGGUAAAAAGAGGAAUGCUAAACAAAGUAAAACCCUUUUAAAGCAAAAAAAUGAGGAAAAUGAUGACGACGAUGAGGAAGAUGAGGAAAAUGAAGAUAAUAUGGAGAUAGAUGAUGAAUUAAGUGAAGAUGAUGAUGGAACUGAUGUAGAAGAAGGUGAUGAGGAUGAUGAGGAUGAUGACGAUGAUGAUGAUGAAGAAGGAGAAGAAGAAGAUGAUGAUGAUGACGACGACGGUGAUAAGGAAGAAAAGGGUGAAAACAAGAAUAAUGAACAAGAAAAAGACAGUGAAAUUAAAAAAAGUAAUGUACAAAAAGGAAAAGGGAAAUCUGCAAAUGUAGAAGAAGAUGGCAAGAAGAAAAGAUAUGUCCUUUUUGUAGGAAAUUUGCCAUAUAAUAUUACUAACGAAGAACUUAAAAAACACUUCUUAACUAAGGUCAGUCAAGUAGUCGAUAUUAGGAUACCUAGGAAAGAUGCAAACACAGCACGUGGAUUCGCUUAUGUUGAGCUGACCAAUAAUACAGAUUAUGAGAAAGCACUUUCAUUAAAUCAUUCAUUUGUUAAUGGAAGAAGGAUAAAUGUGCAAUAUUCUGGACCUGACAGGAAAACAGCUGUUGCAAAGAACUUUAAAUUACAUGCUCUGCAAAAGGCAGGAAAAUUUGCAGGUGGAAGGAACAGAUAUAAUCAGAAAUAUGCAAAUAACAAGGGAAAGCAAAAUAUGCGAACGGUGAAAACAUAAUUGUUAAAUCAAUAGAAGUAAUUUGAAAUAAAUGUUUAAAUCUAUCUUCACUAUUUCCCUAUUUGGACAUUUAGAAUUAAGUUUUUUUAUGUAAUCAAUAUCACUGAUUGUAAAGACUUACAUGUUGGAUAAUACAGAUAAAAGUUUUAUCUACUA
Messenger RNA from Bombus impatiens (common eastern bumble bee), 2600 nucleotides. RefSeq lists its product as uncharacterized. Bases 87 to 2444 code for a protein of 785 amino acids. The transcript has 9 exons. Gene Ontology annotation, molecular function: RNA binding. The record is from RefSeq and is a predicted model, not a curated record. NCBI's taxonomy places the organism in Eukaryota, Metazoa, Arthropoda, Insecta, Hymenoptera, Apidae.